This is a messenger RNA of Acanthosepion pharaonis, 588 nucleotides long. Lineage: Eukaryota; Metazoa; Mollusca; Cephalopoda; Sepiida; Sepiidae. The record is from the annotation of a GenBank genome assembly.
AUGAAUUUUUGUCUUUUUUCUUUCUUUCUUUCUUUCAAGCAUCGUUUGUACUUUCUUAAUUUAAUUCAUUCAUUUUCUUUUCCUUUCUUUCAUUCAGUACCAAUUCAAGUAUUUUUUUUCUGCUUGGUAAUCGUUCGUUCGUUCAUUCAUUUUUUUGUUUUCCUUUUCUUUCUUUCUUUCUUUCUUUCUUUCUUUCUUUCUAACCUUCCUUUCCUUAUUCAUAUAUUUCUUUAUUUUUAUCAUCCUGGCUAUCCUUCCUUAGUUCAUUCAUAUUUUGUUCUUUCUUUCAUUCCUUCUUUCUUUCUUUCUUUCUUGCUUGCCUACUUGUUUUCUUUCUUUGGAACACCCCCCAACUUAACCAUUAUUUUAUCUUAUAUUAAUGUUCUUUCUUUCCUUCUUUCUUUAUCCAUUUAUUUAUUUCCUUUUAUCUUUUCUUCUUUUUCGUUGGUUCGUUCUUUAGUUUUUUAUUCCAUCUUUAUUUUUCUUUCUUAUCGUUUAACUUUUUUCGUUAUUUAUUUAUUUUAUUCUUUCUUUCUCUUAUUUUUUUCCAGUGAAUUUUUUCAUCAUAUGUUUCCCUUCUUCUAUUAA